AUGCUCGGUCCCAUUAUCGCCCUCUUGGGGCUACUUGCAGCCUUCACCUCCGCGACCGCCCUCACUUACAAGAUGACACCGAACGAGAAAGAGUGCUUCUACACAUAUGUCGACAAAGUGAAUUCGAAAGUAGCCUUCUACUUCGCAGUACAAAGUGGAGGCGACUUUGAUAUCAACUACGCAGUCUACGGACCUGGGAAAGAGCCUGGUAAAGAGCGGGUGGUGCUGGAUGGCGAGAAGGAGAGACAGGGCGAUUACGUCUUCACAGCAACAGACGUUGGAGAGUACAGGUUCUGCUUUGAUAACACAAUGUCUACCUUCUCGGAUAAGAUUGUCGACUUUGAGAUUUCGGUUGAGAACGAGCCCCGAGCAAACCUACCGCAGAAGGCUGGCGCAAGCACUGAACAACUCAGCGGUGUUGAAGAGACGAUAUUGAAGCUGUCAGGACAGGUAUCGACUUUGAUAAGGCAACAAAAGUACUUCCGUACCCGAGAGAACAGGAACUUCAGUACUGUCAGGAGCACGGAGAAGCGGAUCUUCAACCUCAACGUGAUCGAGGGAGGCCUCAUGGUCGCCAUGGCAGGUCUGCAAGUCUUCAUUGUGAAGAUGUUCUUCACCGGAGGCCGGAAAGGCUACGUAUGA
Zasmidium cellare ATCC 36951 is the source of this 642-nucleotide messenger RNA. RefSeq lists its product as uncharacterized. Gene Ontology annotation, biological process: endoplasmic reticulum to Golgi vesicle-mediated transport; protein retention in ER lumen; Golgi organization. The transcript is spliced from 4 exons. Bases 1 to 642 code for a protein of 213 amino acids. Gene Ontology annotation, cellular component: endoplasmic reticulum; COPII-coated ER to Golgi transport vesicle; endoplasmic reticulum-Golgi intermediate compartment. The record is from RefSeq and is a predicted model, not a curated record. Lineage: Eukaryota; Fungi; Ascomycota; Dothideomycetes; Mycosphaerellales; Mycosphaerellaceae.